AUGGUGACAGGCUCUCCUGAAACACCUCAGUUAGCAAGAACUGGGCUAUAUGACCUCCAUAUCGAGAAAGGGGCUCAGAUGGUUCCAUUCGGAGGCUACUCCAUGCCGUUAUUGUAUGGUAAAGUGGGACAAGUUGCGUCACACAACCAUGUGAGGAAUAGCGUAGGACUAUUUGACGUGGGACAUAUGGUGCAGAGCUUCGUCGAGGGUCCUACCGCCACCGAAUUUAUGGAGUGGCUAACUCCUUCAGGACUUUCGAAUCUUGAGCCUUUCAGCUCUACUCUUUCUGUUUUUCUUAAUGAGAAAGGGGGCAUAAUUGACGACACUAUUAUUUGCAAACAUGCAUCGGAUCGUUAUUAUGUCGUGACGAAUGCGGCCUGCCGCGACAAGGAUAUUAACUGGAUUCAAGGGAGAAUCGCUGAAUGGAACAAGACCCAUGCGAAUCAUGCGCCCGUUACAUUUAAGGUGCUUAGCGACCAGGGCCUUGUUGCUUUACAGGGUCCUAAGGCCGCCGAGCAUCUCCAGAAGCUCACGGAUUAUAAUCUCCCAUCCCUUGUCUUUGGCAAGUCUGCAUACAUGAAGAUUGCUGGCGUCGAGUGUCAUGUUGCGCGUGGAGGAUACACUGGAGAAGACGGUUUCGAGAUCAGUAUACCUGGCGAGCAUACUGUGGCAAUUACUGAAUUGAUUUCAUCCGAUCCAGUGCAGCUUGCUGGUCUCGCGGCACGGGAUAGUUUGCGCCUGGAAGCGGGAAUGUGUUUGUACGGACACGAUUUGGACGAAAGUACAUCACCCAUUGAGGGCAAUCUUAAUUGGGUGGUUGCUAAGGAACGACGCAAAUCUGGGGGUUUCAUCGGAUACGAGAAAGUGGCUGACCAUCUCAAUAACGGAAUUUCUCGCAAGAGAAUUGGACUAAUUGUCGAACAGGCACCAGCUCGAGAGGGUGUCAAGAUCCUUCAUCCUGAAACGGGGACAGAGAUUGGCUUUGUUACCUCAGGUAUACCCUCGCCAACCACGGGCAAGAACAUUGCAAUGGGUUACAUCCAGACAAAAGACAAUUUGCAUAAAAAGGACUCUCAGGUCCAGGUGCUCGUCAGGGGGAAACCCCGACCUGCGACGGUGACACUAAUGCCAUUCGUCAAGACACGGUAUUGGAGAGGCAUCGCUUGA
Molecule: messenger RNA, 1167 nt
Organism: Cantharellus anzutake
Lineage: Eukaryota; Fungi; Basidiomycota; Agaricomycetes; Cantharellales; Hydnaceae
Exons: 9
Coding region: 1-1167 (388 amino acids)
Biological process (GO): glycine catabolic process
Cellular component (GO): mitochondrion
Molecular function (GO): protein binding; aminomethyltransferase activity
Source: RefSeq, a predicted model, not a curated record